CUCCGGUGUUGCUAUGAAUCCUUGAAUUCUGGAAAAAACAGGAAAAAGUUCGUGAUUUUUCCUAAAUUAUAAGAAGAUAAAAAAAGAAAUGGAGGAUCGCCCACUGGCCAGAAUUGGCCCCACAGGAGGAGGAGAUGUGAGAGCAGCAUGCAAAAAGUGUGGUUAUCCUGGCCACCUUACCUACCAGUGCAGGAAUUUUGUGAAGGUGGAUCCAAAGAAAGAUGUGGUCCUGGAUGUCUCAUCAACGUCAUCUGAAUUCAGUGAUGAUGAGACACCUCUUACACAACUUAAUGCACAGGAGCUGCUGGCAAAGAUGAAGGAAGAGAAACACCUCAGGAGAGAGAGAAAGAAGCACAAGAAGGAAAAGAAGAAGAAGAAGAAGUUGCGUACAGAUAGCCCCAGCCGAUCAAGGUCCACGGAAAGGGAUAAGAAGAAAAAAAAGAGGAAAAGCAAGCAUUCCUCGUCAGAAAGUUCCUCUUCGGAGAGUUCCUCGGACAGCGACUCAGAGGAGGAUGAGAGACGGAAAGAUAAGAAGAAGAAGAAGAAGGAAAAGAAAAAGAAAAAGGAGAAAAAGAAAAGGGACAAAGAGAGGGACUGAAAGAUUGGAUACAGCUCACACAUGUGCCGUAUGUAUGAGUAUGUAUGUGUGUACAGAUUUUUCAUAAGAAUGUAAAGUAUGUUCAAGGUUUAUCAUGCAUUUUUUAAUCUAUUUAUUAUUUUUAGUCUUUUUUUUUUAUCAUUUGAUAUUUCCCCUUUCUACAUUUUAUAAAGAAACAAGAUUUUAUAAUGCAAUUUGAUACAUAAAAUGGUGUAAACCUUGUAUCUAUUUUUCUUGUUAUUAAAGUGGUAAAUUUU
Messenger RNA from Penaeus indicus, 855 nucleotides. RefSeq names its product protein SREK1IP1-like. NCBI's taxonomy places the organism in Eukaryota, Metazoa, Arthropoda, Malacostraca, Decapoda, Penaeidae. Bases 89 to 598 code for a protein of 169 amino acids. The record is from RefSeq and is a predicted model, not a curated record. The transcript has 4 exons. Gene Ontology annotation, molecular function: zinc ion binding; nucleic acid binding.